Messenger RNA from Morus notabilis, 3744 nucleotides. RefSeq names its product probable alpha,alpha-trehalose-phosphate synthase [UDP-forming] 9. The record is from RefSeq and is a predicted model, not a curated record. NCBI's taxonomy places the organism in Eukaryota, Viridiplantae, Streptophyta, Magnoliopsida, Rosales, Moraceae. Gene Ontology annotation, molecular function: catalytic activity. Gene Ontology annotation, biological process: trehalose biosynthetic process. The transcript is spliced from 4 exons. Gene Ontology annotation, cellular component: cytosol. Bases 238 to 2823 code for a protein of 861 amino acids.
CUCUCCUUCGGAUCUCUCAUAUUUUAUUGAAACAUCCAGCACAGCCUCCAUUCUCUCUCUCCUCUCUCUCUUUCUCUCUCUACACUUUGCGUCGUUCUCAACGUGAAUUGCCGCCCCGGUCGCCGAACAACCACCGUCUCUGAUCGCCGGACGUUCGACGGGAAGGUAUUAUACAUCUCUGAUUGCGCAGAAAUUUUUUAGCACCAAGUGUUAGCUCUGUAUGUCUAAGUUUCAUACAUGGCAUCAAGGUCGUGCGCAAACCUUUUAGAUUUGGCCUCUGGAGGCCUAUUGGAUUUUCCGUGCACUCCUAGUCCAAGGCCCCUUCCAAGGGUGAUGACUGUCCCCGGCAUUAUAUCUGAUUUGGAUGGCGGUAAUGAUGCGGACUCAGAUGCUGCUUCAUCUGUUUGUCUAGAUCGGAAAAUUUUAGUGGCAAACAUGUUACCCUUGCAUGCAAAAAGGGAUCCAGAAACUGCUAAAUGGUGCUUCAGUUUUGACGAGGAUUCACUUCUGUUGCAUCUAAAGGAUGGAUUCUCUUCAGAAACUGAGGUCAUUUAUGUCGGUUCACUCAAAGCUGAAAUAGAUCCGAGUGAACAGGAAGAAGUCGCACAGAAGUUGCUGGAGGACUUCAAUUGUGUACCUACUUUUCUUCCCCAUGAUCUCCAGAAGAAGUUCUAUCUGGGAUUCUGCAAACAGCAGCUGUGGCCGCUUUUUCAUUACAUGCUACCCAUUUGCCCAGACCAUGGUGAUCGCUUUGACCGCUCGCUCUGGCAGGCCUAUGUAUCUGCUAAUAAAAUAUUUGCAGACAAAGUAAUGGAAGUGAUUAAUCCUGAUGAUGAUUAUGUAUGGAUUCAUGAUUAUCAUCUAAUGAUUCUUCCAACAUUGUUGAGGAAGCGAUUCUAUCGCGUCAAGCUUGGAUUCUUCCUUCACAGCCCAUUCCCUUCUUCAGAAAUUUAUCGGACUUUGCCUGUUCGUGAUGAAAUUUUGAGGGGGUUGCUUAAUUGCGAUCUCAUUGGUUUUCAUACAUUUGAUUAUGCACGUCAUUUCCUCUCUUGCUGCAGCAGAAUGCUCGGCCUGGACUAUGAAUCAAAGCGAGGACACAUUGGGUUGGACUAUUUUGGUCGCACAGUGUAUAUUAAAAUUCUUCCUGUAGGUGUUCACAUGGGCCGUCUUGAAUCUGUUUUGAAUCUCCCCUUUACAUCUGCCAAAAUCAAAGAAAUUCAAGAACAAUUUAAGGGAAAGAAGUUAAUUCUUGGAGUCGAUGACAUGGAUAUUUUUAAAGGCAUCAGCCUCAAACUUCUUGCAAUUGAGCAGCUUUUGCAGCAGAAACCAGAUCUACAGGGAAAAGUGGUCUUGGUUCAGAUUGUGAAUCCUGCCAGGGGAUUGGGAAAGGAUGUCCAGGAAGCUAAAAGUGAGACAUAUUUAACUGCGAGAAGAAUCAAUGAAGUUUAUGGUUCGUCCAACUACAAGCCAGUAAUUUUAAUUGAUCGUCCUGUCCCACGUUUUGAGAAGUCGGCUUAUUAUGCUGUAGCAGAAUGUUGCAUAGUAAAUGCUGUAAGGGAUGGAAUGAACUUAGUUCCUUAUAAGUAUAUUGUUUGCAGGCAGGGGACUCCGUCUAUGAAUAAAGCUUUAGGCAUAGAAGCAGAUGCUCCUCGCACAAGCAUGCUUGUCGUGUCUGAAUUUAUUGGUUGCUCACCUUCUUUAAGUGGAGCGAUCAGAGUUAAUCCUUGGGACAUUGAUGCUGUUGCUGAUGCCUUGAGUUCAGCAAUCACGAUGCCUGAUCCUGAGAAGCAAUUGCGGCACGAAAAGCAUUAUCGGUAUGUUAGUUCUCAUGAUGUGGCUUAUUGGUCUAGUAGUUUUGUGAAGGAUUUGGAGAGAGCAUGCCGGGAUCAUUACCGUAAACGUUGCUGGGGUAUCGGUUUGGGCCUGGGUUUCAGAGUUGUUUCUCUGUCUCCAAACUUUAAGAAGUUGUCAAUUGACCAUAUCGUCUCAGCAUAUAGAAGAACAAAUAGGAGGGCAAUAUUCCUGGACUAUGAUGGCACAGUUGUUUCCCAGGCUUCUAUAAUUAAAUCCCCAAGCCCGGAGGUGAUCUCCAUUCUAAAUUCUCUGUGCAAUGAUCCUAAGAACACCGUGUUUAUUGUUAGCGGGAGGGGAAGAAGUUCUCUGAGUGAGUGGUUUGCCCCAUGUGAGACACUAGGAAUUGCAGCUGAACACGGAUACUUCUUAAGGUGGUGCAGAACCUCUGAGUGGGAGACCAGUCCCAUUGGUGCCGAUCUUGAUUGGAAAGAAAUUGUAGAACCUGUAAUGAGAUUGUAUACAGAGACAACCGACGGAUCCAACAUUGAGACUAAAGAGAGUGCUUUGGUGUGGCAUCAUCAAGAUGCAGACCCUGAUUUUGGAUCAUGUCAAGCAAAAGAAUUGUUGGACCACCUGGAAAAUGUACUUGCUAAUGAACCAGCCGUUGUCAAAAGGGGCCAGCAUAUUGUUGAAGUUAAGCCACAGGGAGUAAGCAAAGGUUUGGUCGCCGAAAAGGUUCUUUUGAGAAUGGUUGAUGAUGGGAUGCCACCUGAUUUUGUGGCGUGCAUCGGAGAUGAUAGAUCGGAUGAAGACAUGUUUGAGAGCAUACUAAGCACAGUGUCUAGUCCAUCCUUGCCUGCGCCUCCUGAGAUAUUUGCCUGCACUGUAGGGAGAAAGCCAAGCAAGGCAAAGUAUUAUCUCGACGAUGCUGCUGAUGUUGUAAAGUUGCUACAAGGCUUAGCCAAUGCUUCAGUCCCGAAGCCUCGCAAUCUCGCCCAAAUCCAGGUUUCUUUUGAGAGUGCACUUUGAGUUGAAAAGGGUUGGCUGGGAUUGGUUCACUGCUUUUGAUACGCUGGAGCCAUUGUUUUUUAAUUAAGGGGAUUCCCUUCUCUGAGAUGAUGAUGAUAUAUUAUCGGCGAUUGAUCUUAACAUGAUUCAUCAGUGGAGCUUGCUAAUCGCUAAUCUGAUUGGUCUGCUUGGGGAAAAAAAGCUUAUUUUGGUAACAUUAUCAGGACCUUGGGAAAUGACCAUUCUUGAUUUUGUAUAUGAUGGUGACAUCAAUCUUGUAUUUAGAGGGUGCCCAGCAAAGAGUUGUAUUCAGGAUUGGUUUUACAGAAAGUCCUUCAGUGGCUAUUUACAUUGAUCUCGGGCCCCCACUGUUAACUUGUAUAGAUACAAUGGUUCUUUUCAUAGUAGAAGAAAAAUGUCAGUUUGUUCCAAUGUUGUCUCUCUGUUCUCUCAUCUCUGUUUGUGCCUUUUUUUAAAAUCUUGAUAUUUGUUCGCGAGGAAAAGAGGAAUUAAGAAGAUAGGAUUGACAUUUACAAUUUGGGUGGCUGCAGAUUUCCUCUUUGCAAGAUUCUUUCACUAUAGCACCGUUGGCCAGAAAAGCUAUUCGGAUAGGAAAAGAUAUAAAAGUGAGGCAGUGAGAAUCCAGAAAGAGAAAAGAUAGAAGGAUCAUAUAGGCUUGAAGGUUCUCCUCUCUCUCUCUCUCUCUCUCUCUCUCAUGAUGAUUUGCAGAGAGAGAAGCUGUUCCAUCAUCACAUGAUGAUUCAUACUUAUCUUCAUUGGUAUAAAGUUCAUGCUCUUGAAAAUUUUGCAAUGUGGGACAAAUAUCAUCAAUGGAGAAAGGCAAAAAUUUUCAGUACUUUAUUGGCAGUAGAUUGGCACGUUGUAUUCAAGCCAAAUUUGGCAAAACUUACAAAUAAAAAACAUGAAUCAUAUGCACGGCAA